AGGCUCGAUUCUGGGCUCACUUACCAAUAUAUCAUCCCCUCGUUGUGCCUUAUAACUGUCGCCCAACUGCCGACAACGUAUCUCCUGCUAUGCAGAUCUCUCGACUCGGGGCCGUCUUAGGUCUCUUCUCAUACUUUGGCCUGGCUACGGCUCAGACAUACACGAGCUGCGAUCCUCUGGACAAGACCUGUCCUGCGGACACCGCACUGGGAAAGUCUGCAUCCUAUGACUUUACUUCCGGAAGCUCCUCCGCCUUUGAGGCAACGGGUACCCCCACGUAUAGUGACGAUGGGGUUGCAUUCACAGUGGCCAAAGAGGGGGAUGCCCCCUUGAUUCAAUCCAAAUGGUACAUCAUGUUCGGACGGGUUGAAUAUGUGAUCAAAGCAGCUCCCGGAACCGGUAUCGUCAGCAGUGCCGUAUUGCAAUCGGACGACUUGGACGAGAUUGAUUUGGAAUGGCUUGGUGGAAAUGACAACGAGGUACAGAGCAACUAUUUCGGAAAAGGGGAGACCACCCCCGACAAUCGAGGAGCAACCCACAGCGUCGCCAACUGUCAUGACGAGUUCCAUACAUAUACCGUCGAUUGGACCAGCGAGCAGCUUGUGUGGCAGAUCGACGGAAAGACUGUGCGGGUGCUUACCCCCGAAACUGCCAAUGCCAACCAGUACCCCCAGACACCGAUGGUGGUGAAAGUGGGAAUCUGGGCGGGCGGUGAUCCAAACAAUGCACAAGGCACGAUAGACUGGGCCGGUGGAGAAACUAAUUACAGUGCUGGGCCGUACACCAUGUACAUGAAGUCCCUCGAAGUCACGGACUACUCGACUGGAUCGUCAUACUCAUACAGUAACAAGAGUGGACUGUGGGAGUCAAUCACCUCGGAUGGAGGCAAGAUCAACGGCAAUAUUGGUGCUGACACAAUCUCUUCCCAAUCGGCCCCGACUAUAACGGCGACGGUCAGCAUCCCGAUUCCCUGGCCUGGUACGCAUCGCGAGACUUCAAGUUACGUGACUCCCGACGUCUGGCCUUGGGUUACUGGGACAGGAGCAGCCGCCUACACCGGUACUUGGUCCUAUUCAGGUUCCGGACAAAUCCAGCCGCCAAGUGCGGCUUCCGUGAUCUUUCUCCCAGUCUACAUCAGUCUGCUCGCGGUCUGUGCCGGCUUCAUCAUCCCCCUUCGUCUCUAGAACUGGCUCGAAGGUCAGCCUGGGACGGACCAGUACGAUAGCGACCAGCUUGAUCACGCCGACGAGGACCAGCUCGAUAGCGACAAACCCAAUCAUGACGAAUUCGUCUUUGACCAGCCUCACGAGGACCAGCUUGAGGACGAGCAGCGCGAUGGUGUCCAGUCCUAUUAUGACUAGCUCAUUGCUGAGCAGUCCGACAGUGGCCAGUUCGAUUGUGGCUAGCUCGGCGACAACCGGCUUAAUGACUAGUCCUCAAUCUGGCUCGACAUUCACCGGCUCAAAC
Molecule: messenger RNA, 1467 nt
Organism: Aspergillus saccharolyticus JOP 1030-1
Lineage: Eukaryota; Fungi; Ascomycota; Eurotiomycetes; Eurotiales; Aspergillaceae
Product: glycoside hydrolase family 16 protein
Exons: 4
Coding region: 90-1184 (364 amino acids)
Biological process (GO): fungal-type cell wall organization; carbohydrate metabolic process
Cellular component (GO): fungal-type cell wall
Molecular function (GO): glycosyltransferase activity; hydrolase activity, hydrolyzing O-glycosyl compounds
Source: RefSeq, a predicted model, not a curated record